AAAAAGAAAAUGUUCAGGCCUGAGCCAGGGGCCCGGGCUGUAAUUCUGUCACUUACCAUGACCUUGGGCAAAGCUACUUCCUUCCCUGGCACAGUUCACAGGGCUGGAACCAACUCCAAGGUCCCUUCCAGCAUGAAUGUUGCAUGGUUCUAGGAUGAGACGAUGGGGACAGUUUCCCCUCUCUCAGCCCAACCCGUGUCCACUUCAAGGUGAAUGGCCAGGGAAGUCACGUGUCCCAACCCCCCAGUUCCAAAGCCCUUGGGGACCCUGCUGUCGGGUGGUGCACGAGGAGGUGAAGGUCAGGUGAAAAAAUCGCCUCGAAGGGUCUUGCCUCAUUUGGGACAGACAUCCGGUUUCCUCUGGGCUCUACCGGGAUUCCAGGGGCUUAACUGAAUGAGUCAUGGGGUCAGGGGGGUUUCUGGGGGAGUUCCCAGCUAAUCAGCUUGGGUCAGGACAGCCUGGAACUUUCGAUGGUGCCUAUCCAAGUGUGGGGUGGGCACUGCAGCCAAGACCCAAUGUCCUUAUCUCAGGUAGGGGCCCUCAGGAGGUCACCCAGACAGGUAGCCUCUGGAGGGUUUGGGGGCAGGAAUGGGGGAAACCAGUUUCUUUCUCUCUUAGAAUGUGGGGGCUUCGGGGGCAGGCUUGAGAAUCCCAAAGGAGAGAGGCAAAGGACACUGCCCCUGCAAGUCUGCCAGAGCAGAGGGAGACCCCACUCAGCCGCCACUUCCCCACAGGCUGCUGCCGCUUCCAGGCAUCUACCAGCGACUCAGCCUUUGUUCAGCUGUUCUGUUCAAACACCCUGGGGCCAUUCAGGCCUGGGUGGGGCAGCGGGAGGAAGGGAGUUUGAGGGGGGCAAGGCGACGUCAAAGAAGUAUCAGAGAUUCCACAAUUUCACAAAACUUUCGCAAACAGCUUUUUGUUCCAACCCCCCUGCAUUGUCUUGGACACCAAAUUUGCAUAAAUCCUGGGAAGUUAUUACUAAGUCUUAGUCGUGGCCCCAGGUAAUUUCCUCCCAGGCCUCCGUGGGGUUAUGUAUAAAGGCCCCCCUGGAGCUGGGCCCCAAAACAGCCCGGAGCCUGCAGCCCAGCCCCACCCAGACCCAUGGCUGUACCUGCCGCCCAGAGCCCCAUGAAGCUGAUGGGUGAGUGUCUUGGCCCAGGAUGGGAGAGCUGCCCGCCCUGGCAUGGGAGGGAGGCUGGUGUGACAGAGGGGCUGGGGAUCCCCGUUCUGGGAAUGGGGAUUAAAGGCACCCAGUGUCCCCGAGAGGGCCUCAGGUGGUAGGGAACAGCAUGUCUCCUGAGCCCGCUCUGUCCCCAGCCCUGCAGCUGCUGCUGUGGCACAGCACACUCUGGACAGUGCAGGAAGCCACCCCCCUGGGCCCUGCCAGCUCCCUGCCCCAGAGCUUCCUGCUCAAGUGCUUAGAGCAAGUAAGGAAGAUCCAGGGCGAUGGUGCCGCGCUGCAGGAGAAGCUGUGUGCCACCUACAAGCUGUGCCACCCCGAGGAGCUGGUGCUGCUUAGACACUCUCUGGGCAUCCCCUGGGCUCCCCUGAGCAGCUGCCCCAGCCAGGCCCUGCAGCUGACAGGCUGCUUGAGCCAACUCCAUAGCGGCCUCUUCCUCUACCAGGGGCUCCUGCAGGCCCUGGAAGGGAUCUCCCCUGAGUUGGGCCCCACCUUAGAUACACUGCAGCUGGACGUUGCCGACUUUGCCACCACUAUCUGGCAGCAGAUGGAAGACCUGGGAAUGGCCCCUGCCCUGCAGCCCACCCAGGGUGCCAUGCCAGCCUUCACCUCUGCCUUCCAGCGCCGGGCGGGAGGCGUCCUGGUUGCCUCCCAUCUGCAGCGCUUCCUGGAGCUAGCGUACCGCGUUCUACGCCACCUUGCCCAGUCCUGAG
This is a messenger RNA of Chlorocebus sabaeus (green monkey), 1893 nucleotides long. RefSeq names its product colony stimulating factor 3 (gene CSF3). NCBI's taxonomy places the organism in Eukaryota, Metazoa, Chordata, Mammalia, Primates, Cercopithecidae. Gene Ontology annotation, cellular component: extracellular region. The record is from RefSeq and is a predicted model, not a curated record. Gene Ontology annotation, molecular function: granulocyte colony-stimulating factor receptor binding; cytokine activity. Gene Ontology annotation, biological process: immune response; positive regulation of myeloid cell differentiation.